Molecule: messenger RNA, 2193 nt
Organism: Musca vetustissima
Lineage: Eukaryota; Metazoa; Arthropoda; Insecta; Diptera; Muscidae
Product: protein vreteno
Exons: 7
Coding region: 1-2193 (730 amino acids)
Molecular function (GO): nucleic acid binding
Source: RefSeq, a predicted model, not a curated record
AUGAGUGAUGAUAACUUGAAGGAAGAUUUCCAAAAAUGGAAUCCAAUGGAAAAAGACUACAAAAGUGUCGAAUUCAAUCAAUACAAUACAGGGCCUGGUGCAAACCUUGAUUCUUCUUUACAACUGGCUAACAACAAUGGAAAUACUACACCCUCAAAAGAUGCUCCAACGCCGUUUCUAUUAUUUAAAAAUAUGCCACCGAAAAUGAGUAAAACUGCUUUGAGGAAUAUUUGUUCCAAGCAUGGUACAGUGACAUCCGUACGGGACAGCCAAAAGUGUGAUUACUUCUUUGUUGAUUUUGCGACAGUGGCUGAUAUGGAGGCAACAUUUCGUGCACUGGAGAAUAAUAAUUACGGAUUUCAAGUGUUUGUUGGAAAACACAAGAAAUCUGUGACACCAAUGGAUUACAACAAGGAAAAUAAGAUAAUUCCUGUACCACCACGUACAACUGGUAUUGAUUAUCAAAACCGAACUAUUCGUGUUCCAAGCAAGCAAUUGCCCAGACCAAAAAUUGAACAACCACAACAGAUUGAUGGAGACGAAUGUAAUGUAUAUUCUGCAGAUUUUUUCCAGAAUGAUGCACAUCAGUUAGAACGUGAAGGCUUACACGAACCAAUAAAGCACGCCAAAUUCAAAUAUCAAACAGGUCGUUCUUAUAUACAAAUGUCAGACAAUAUGAGGGAUUUUGUAACCAAAAAACAUAAAGAAUCCUCGGGUAGAUAUUCACCAUCAACGGGCAUAUAUGUGAAUAAAGUGAAUGGAUUCGAGAAACCCUCCAAAAUUGGAAAGUGUAAUGUUUGUAAACGUGAAUGUGAUACUAUAUGUAGCCGUUGUUCAGUGUACUAUUGCAGUGUAGACUGUCAAAAAAGUGAUUGGCAGGAACAUCGUUAUAUAUGUGGCAAACCAAAGAACUUACAGGAAGAAUCUCUAAAACACAAGAAAUCACCAAUGGCAGCAAAUAAACCUAUGCCAGCUGUUAAAGAGUUUGAAAACACAUAUAAUUCUCCAAAGAAUUCGCACAUAGAAAGUGAUUGUAAAUCUCUAAUACCUAGAAGCGGUAAUAUUGUUACAAUAACCGCUAUAAGUAAAACCAAUAUUGUUUUUAUUCGCGCCAAAACUUAUGAAGAUAAUAUGAGCUAUUUCAAAACAAUUGAUGGUAUUCAAGCCAUGGGUAAAAAAUUAAGACCCCUAGCAAUUAAACCAAAAUGUGGAAACGUUGUUAUUGCUAAAUUUGGAGACCAAUAUAAUAGAGCUCUUGUAUUAAAUUCAGAUAACCCUGAUAAAAUAUUUGUAAACUAUAUGGAUUAUGGCAAUUUGGAUAACUUGAGAUUGGAAGAUUUGUAUGAAGCGCCAAUUGAAUAUGCUGAAAAGCCCAGACAUGCAAUGCCAGUUAUCCUUAAAGGUGUGCCGGAUUGUUAUAUGACAGAGGAGAUAAGAAGUUUUAUGUAUUCUUAUCUGAAUGGUAUUAACGUUUAUGUGAAAUACAAACCUGAAGACUAUUCGAAAGAAAAGGGUGUCUAUCAUGUAGAACUUAUCGACGAGACAACACAACAGAAUUUGAACAAAAUGAUUAUUAAGUUGUCUAAGCCUACAGAGCCCCUUUCAACAAAUGAAAUAUGCUAUAUAGAGUACCUGCAACAGAAACAUUUACCAAGCGGUGAAAAUGUGGAGUUAAUAGUAAUGGAUAAUUCAUCAAUGAGUACCGGAUGCGUAUCUUGUACCACAAAACCAUUUGCAUUAGAGAUUCAAAAAUUUCAAAAGGAUUUGCAAAAAUAUGUGGAAAGUAUACCAAAAGAAGGAUAUGCUCCUAGGCAAGAUGAACUUUGCAUCGUAAAAUAUAACGAAGACGGUCUUUGGUACCGAGGUCGUUGUUUGGAGGUAGUCGGAGAUGGAUAUCCCACAAUACUCUUCAUAGAUUAUGGCAAUGUUUCUAUGGUUCACAUUGACGAUAUACGACGCUAUCCUACACAAUUUACAUAUCCAAUCUAUACAGCCGAUUGUGAAAUUCAAGGACUUCCUGAAUCUUGUAAUGAUGAAAUUGUAGCCAAACUCGAAGAACUAAUACCUCAUGGCAGCGUCAUAAAGUGUAAAAACGUCAAAGCAUUUUCCGAUGACCAUUUUUAUUCCAUUUCAUUGCCAGAUGUUAUUCAAAAACUAAACAAAUGUGGUUUGUUAGAAUUACCAAAUAUUUAA